This is a messenger RNA of Anoplophora glabripennis (Asian longhorned beetle), 619 nucleotides long. RefSeq lists its product as uncharacterized. The record is from RefSeq and is a predicted model, not a curated record. Bases 25 to 561 code for a protein of 178 amino acids. NCBI's taxonomy places the organism in Eukaryota, Metazoa, Arthropoda, Insecta, Coleoptera, Cerambycidae. The transcript has 4 exons.
UCAGAAUAAACUAAUCUUUGCAAUAUGGCGAAGGUUUUGCUGUAUUUUCUGUUUGUUUUUCUGACAUGUCACAUUCAUUGGGCGGUUUACGGUGUUAAAAUAUUUGAUAUUAAAAGUGUUGAGAAAUGUCCAGUGGAAGAUCCGAUCGAUGGAGAUGUCCAACUGAUUACUAAUGAUAAGGGCGAAAAAUCCUUUAACAUGAGAUUAAAUAUAAACUAUGACUUAGAUGAAAAUUAUAAAGCGAUUCUGAAAACAUAUUAUUUGAAGAAUGGUAACUGGGUAGUACACCAAGAUUAUGAUGACCCAUGGUGCGAGCUUGUUCUCAAGGUAUCACAGCUUUGGGCUGUCGUUAAGUCAGCAACGCAACCAGCUCUGCCGGAUGGCUGUAAUCUUGCCGCAGGGGAAUAUGUCAUGAAAGAUUUACAACUCAAAGAGAGUGACGUUUCGUCGUACACAAUCAUUUUCGGGGAAGGAUCUUACAAAGGAAACCUGUUUCUGAGGGACGACGAAAAUAAAGAUAUUUUCUGUUUAACUAUUGAAUGCGAUGUUAAAGAGAAGUGAGGGGUUAAGGGUAAAAUGAUACUGAAUAAAUACUUAAAUGGAAAUAUUUUAACAUUGG